AUGUAUUUAACAAUCCUUGCAAUUGUUGAAAUAUUAAAAGAAAAGCUUAUUCGUGAGUUUCGAGUUCGCAAGGAUAUUAGAAAAUACUUAAAAAAAGGCGGCGUUUGGCAAGACCAAUCGCUAAACAUAAAAAAUUUAUUCGAAUUAGAUGACAACAGUGAUGAUGCUAAUGGGAAAUUAGCAUCGGAUUCAAUUAUUGAGGAUAGAGUUCCACUAAUAUGGAAUCGAUUGACAUACAGACAAAAGCAGUAUGUUGAUUUUAUGUUAAAUUAUUCUCCAAUCCCGAUCAAGUUAUUUGAUGGGAUGGAUUUCGGAAGUUGGCGACGAUGGAUCCAAGUCAAACGUAGAUGGGAUAGAUCAACUUAUGAAUACCUUCUUGGGUAUAAUGAAGAUGGUGAAGAAGAGAUUGAAUUGGAAGAUUGUUUCAGAAUCCGUGAUAUGUAUGGUGUUCGCAAAAAAAAUAAAGCAAUGUACAUUGGAAAUUCAAAUAUUUAUUUCAACAAAGAUGAAAUUAAUGUUCAAGACAAAGUUUAUCCCAUGACUCAUGGUUUAUUGGAAUUUUUAUUCAAAAAAGAUCCUCAAGAUUCUGUAGUAACGCAGAAUGAUAAGAAAUACUACUUAGAUAUUGUUGAAAGAACGAAUAUGUAUUGGAAAAAUUACAAGCCAGAUACAAAACUGCAACUAAACAAGAUUUAUCAAAUCACGGAAAUUAAGAAAGUCAACACAAAAUAUGGACCAAAAAUUUUGGGAAUUGUGGAAAACGAGUUUUCAAUUUUCUUCCCGAAUCGAACCAACCGGAUGCUCAUUGAUGAUGAAGAGCAGUUAACUUCACUGAUCGAUUUGGCCUCAGCAGGAGAACUUCACUUGAAUUAUUUCGGAACAGCUUAUCACAAGUUUGAAUUUCUUAUUAAACCUUCAUAA
Messenger RNA from Cotesia congregata, 921 nucleotides. The record is from the annotation of a GenBank genome assembly. Lineage: Eukaryota; Metazoa; Arthropoda; Insecta; Hymenoptera; Braconidae.